This is a messenger RNA of Camellia sinensis, 751 nucleotides long. RefSeq names its product large ribosomal subunit protein uL15x. Gene Ontology annotation, cellular component: cytosolic large ribosomal subunit; ribosome. Lineage: Eukaryota; Viridiplantae; Streptophyta; Magnoliopsida; Ericales; Theaceae. The record is from RefSeq and is a predicted model, not a curated record. Gene Ontology annotation, biological process: translation. Gene Ontology annotation, molecular function: structural constituent of ribosome.
ACUGAUCGCACCCGUUCCUCCCUCCAAUAAACACCCCUCCAAAACCCUACCUAGCUUCUCCUCCACAUCUCUCCUCCGCCGCUCAAACCUCUACACAGAGAGUUCUAGAGAGAGUGAGAGAGAGAGAGAGAGAGAGCGCAACAAUGACGACACGGUUGAAGAAGCACAGGAAGAAGAGGGGCCACGUCAGCGCCGGCCACGGCCGCAUUGGAAAACACAGAAAACAUCCCGGCGGGCGAGGAAACGCCGGAGGAAUGCACCACCACCGCAUCCUCUUCGACAAGUACCAUCCAGGUUACUUCGGCAAAGUCGGGAUGAGGUACUUCCACAGGCUCCGCAACAAGUUCUAUUGCCCCAUCGUCAACAUCGACAAGCUCUGGUCUCUCGUUCCUCAGGAAAUCAUGGCCAAGGCUUCCCCAACCAAUGCUCCGAUGAUCGAUGUCACUCAGUUUGGUUACUUCAAGGUUCUUGGUAAGGGCGUGUUGCCUCAAUCUAUGCCGAUCGUUGUUAAGGCUAAGAUUGUUUCGAAGACUGCUGAGAAGAAGAUCAAAGAGGCUGGUGGUGCCGUUGUUCUCACCGCUUAGGUUUGCUUUUGUUUUUUGAAAUUUAGGGUUUUGAGUUUUACUACACUUUGGGCGUAUUCAAGAUGACAUUUCUAUGAUUACUAUGUUUAGCUUUUAAUGAUGCAAUGCAAUAUUAUUGUUUUUUGUUUCUGUUCUGAGUAAUUUCUGAUCUCAUUUUGUUUUGGAUU